CUUCGGCUUAAAGAUUACAUCGAAUGGUGUUUGCUCAAUUGAGAACCGAUUACCCGAACUCGAUUGCGAACACUUCCAACGUAGAUAUCGCAGAUCGAAGGAAUUGUUAUCCAAUGUUCCGGGAAGAACUUAGGAGAAGGGGCGUUCAAAGACUACACAAAUAUUGUAACAGAGGCGAUAAGAUUACGGCAGCUUUUAUUCAGGUGUCGACGAAAGAUAAGUGUCAGUCAUUUGUCGAAAUUUUAACAGACUCGAAGAUGUCAGUGUAUAGAUGGACUACUCGACGCGCGGGGCAAGGGGUGCCCAGUAACGCGGUUCACGGAGGACGCGACAUACAAGGAAGUACCAUCUACGUCGGCAGAGCGUACCACGAGGGGGACAUGCUUCCGGCCAAAGUAAUUCCCGACAAUAACGUCGCCUAUGUGUGUCACGCCGGGCAAGAACACGCCAAAUACGAGUUCGAGGUUUUGUGUCAACCAGAAUUCGCGUGGGAAUAUUGUCAUGGAGGAGCGAUACCGGGGGACGCGGUAGUCGGGGGACAGACGUCCGACGGAGAACGGCUGUACAUCGGUCGUGUUCUCCAUAACGGGGCUCAAACGGUUGGCAAGGUGCAACCCAGCCACGGAUGCCUUUACAUUCCCUUCGACGGCCAGGAGCUAUCGUUCAGGGACUACGAAGUGCUCGUAAUGCAUUGACUCGAUCACCGCGAAUCGCGUAGAACAGAUCCUCGUUGUAACCACCCGGCGAAUCAUACGAAAAAUGUGUAUGAAUAAAUUGUCGAUUCUUCUCAA
Molecule: messenger RNA, 791 nt
Organism: Ceratina calcarata
Lineage: Eukaryota; Metazoa; Arthropoda; Insecta; Hymenoptera; Apidae
Exons: 4
Coding region: 24-695 (223 amino acids)
Source: RefSeq, a predicted model, not a curated record